This is a messenger RNA of Gadus macrocephalus (Pacific cod), 3387 nucleotides long. RefSeq lists its product as uncharacterized. The coding region runs from base 292 to 3387 and encodes 1031 amino acids. The record is from RefSeq and is a predicted model, not a curated record. NCBI's taxonomy places the organism in Eukaryota, Metazoa, Chordata, Actinopteri, Gadiformes, Gadidae. The transcript has 8 exons.
UCCCCGUCGCCUGUGGGUCGAGGUAGAACCUACCAAGAAUUGGCCAAUCAGCGCUCGUAUCAUCUACCAAGAAUUGGCCAAUCAGCGCUCGUAUCAUCUACCAAGAAUUGGCCAAUCAGCGAUCGUAUAUCGCGUGGCCUUUCGAGCGCCAAUCAGCGCUCGUAUUGCUACCAAGAAUUACUUCACUUCAGUAUUUUGAUUUGCGAGUGACAUUAGAAAUUUACGAAAAUCUUCACACCUUUCGUUUGAUUACUUCACUUCACUUCUGAUGAACAUUUCCGAGAAUACAAAAUGGAUCCUAAAUUUAGGAAGAAGGAUGGCUGUAUCUGCCUUUUUGACUCGGAGGAUGCCAAGAAGGUCAAGGCGGAGAAACGGCCAUGGACCAGAGCUCUUUCACCAGAUGAGGUGAAAGAGUCUGCAAGGGAAGCUGUUGAGCAUAAAGGUGGGGACCCAAACAACGAGGAGCAUGUUCUUGGCCAGCAUAAAUUGCAGUUUGGGGCCUUCAGGCAUCAAACAUUUAAAUGGCUGGCUGAGAACGCUCUGGGGUAUGCUGGCUAUGUGGUGGCAUCCAUGUCGGUGGAGUCAGGUCGCUCUGAUUCAAACAACAAUAUGAUAAAUAAGAGACUUUUGGAGAAGUACGUAUCUCAGUUUCCUGCUGGCCGCUAUGCCAUUCGGGUGAAGAAGGACGCACUGAGCUCCCAACCUGCCACUACAGCUUCUGCCUCUACACAGGCCGCCUCCACAUCCCAACAGCCUUCAGCCUCCUUGCAGGCUGCUGUCAAUGUAGCACCCGCCUUCUCUCCACGAUCAUCCGUUGUGCCUGUAUCCUCCCUACGCGGCCUCUUGUCAAGGAGAGACCAGUCUCCCCAGGCUAUCGCCAAAAAUGUAAAGAGCCUCUUCACAAAACCAAGGUUUCAGCCAUCUAUUCCUGCCCUGCCACGCGCUGGAUCCAUUACGGCAUCAUCUGCAGUGACAGUAAAAACGGAACCAACUGACAGCGAGCUCAUGCAGGCUGCCGCAGAAGUUGACCCCGACACAUUGCAGAGCAGAAUUUGCCUCCCCGCUGGUUGGAUCCCCGCCCUGCCAGAGGUUGACCAGCACUGGAUCUCGAAGGCUCUGUUCCGGUGGUCACCCUCUGGUCAACCAGAGUUUGAACUUGACAAGGUGGACAGAAUGUGGUGGUAUCCACCUCAGCAGUCGCUGACAUCCAGUGCCAUCCCAGCAAUGGAGCAGUUCUUUGGGCACCCUCUGUUCCUGUGGAUGCCCAGGAAGCUGUGGCGUGUGCGACUGCUCUGUCCACAUCAAGACUGUGGGAAGGCAGAGCUCACCUCUGCGGGACUCCAUCAGAGGGUCAGGCUGGUGGUUGGUGUCAGCGGCUCUUACUACCUGGUAGCCGAAUACCUUGCAUGUAAGAGUUGCAAAAGGAAGGUCAUCAGCUGGAGCCACAACAUCGUCUCUCAGCUAGACAUUGGUCACCGCCUGCAUUUCCCAUGUCUGCUGACAUACAAGCUGGGGUGCGACAUGCAGGUUGUGCGCUUGAUGCGUCAGCGGGGACUGGGGAACAGCAGCAGCCAGCUCCAAAAACAGCUGGAGGAGCAGCAUGCAGAGAGCUGGCUGGGGAAAACAAUUCAGUUCCUCACUGCUUACAGAGGAGUUGCAAGUGCAAUAUCCUCGGGGCUGAUUUUGCCAGUGCCGCUAGGGGACUUGCCAGUUAUGCCUGCAGUGCCAAAACAUCGCUGGUUGAUGCAGGUGUAUGCCCAAGAGGUCCUUGGCAGACUGGACGAAGUUAAGGCUUCCAUCACCUCACUCUUUGGCCAGGUCCUGAAGAUGGACUCUACAAAGAAAAUUGUAAGGAAGCUAGCUGGUCAGGCACGGUCUACAGCUUCUUGGGCCACCAACGUUGGAAAUGAGCAUGGACAUGUCAUCAUGUCUGUUCUCACAGCAAGUGAGGGCUGGGGCCUGAUGAAGAUGGCAGAGGGUCUUGUGAGGCGUUACAAGGAUGCUGGUGUGCCACCUCCAGAGAUCCUUUAUGUGGACCGGGACUGCUGUGGGAACUCUCACCUUUUAAAAAUCUUUGGUGCAUGGCCAGGCAUGAAGAUCCGGUUGGACAUCUGGCACUUCAUGAGGAGAUUUGCCACCGGUUGCACCACAGAUUCCCAUGCCCUCUACACCAGCUUCAUGGCCCAACUCUCCCGCUGCAUCUUUGCGUGGGAUCAGAGCGACCUGCAGCGACUCAAAGCUGCCAAGCGGGCAGAGCUGGAAGCAAGCCACCUGCGUCCCACAGUGGAAGAUGUCGCACGCCAUAUCUCCAAGGCUGAGACUAUGCUUCACUGCAGGAGAGCUGUCCGGGAAAGUGGGGAGAUGGGUGACCUGCUGAAGGACUUGAUAGAGGCAUACUCUGGAGAGAAGGGUUGCAAUACCCUUGGUGUGCCUCUGAUCAACAGAGCAAGGAUGGCAGAAAUCUUGAAGGCCCAGCUAAAACACCUUCCCUGCCUCCAGGACCCUCCAGGUUUCCAGUUAUACACCCAGACUGGGACACUGAAGAAGGCUGGUCAUGUGCUUCCUACAUUCCGAUGUGCCAGAGGGUCCACCUCGUUGGAAAGUUUCCACUUGCACAUGAAUAGAUUCAUCCCAGGAACCCUGGCAAGUGACACCUUUUUCCAGGCAUAUCUGGUUGAUGGUCUAUUCAGGUGGAAUGAGGACAGGACCAUAACAGCAGAGGGGACCGAGGGGCCUCGUUCAUACAGUGGCCUCCUAAAGCAUGCUGCCAACCAGUUGUCAGAGGAGGUGCUUGGGAGAAAACUGGUGGAGUACACGGCCCCACGGAAAUACACUGGAGAGCUUAUAGGUAUAGAAUACCUAUACAACCAAAAUAAUGCAGUGAUGGAGGACUACAAGUUGGCCUUGGUGACACUGGAGACAGAAGACAUCACUGUUGCAGAGGGGGAGUCUUCUUUGGAGCCAUGUGACAUCGAGGAUCCAACUGUCCCAACCCUGGAGACAAUAUGGCCUCCACAACAGCUCACCCCUCCAGCUGCCCGUCCAGCCACUGCUCUGCCAGCUGCCCGUCCAGCCACUGCUCUGCCAGCUGCCCGUCAAGCCACUGCUCUGCCAGCUGCCCCUCCACUGCCCGUCCAGCCACUGCUCUGCCAGCUGCCCGUCCAGCCACUGCUCUGCCAGCUGCCCGUCCAGCCACUGCUCUGCCAGCUGCCCGUCCAGCCACUGCUCUGCCAGCUGCCCCUCCAGCCACUGCUCUGCCAGCUGCCCGUCCAGCCACUGCUCUGCCAGCUGCCCGUUCAGCCACUGCUCUGCCAGCUGCACUCUCUGCAGCUUUUACAGUUGCCCCUAUGCAUAGUGCUCCCCAGCAAGACACACAGGACUUGGUAG